Messenger RNA from Bactrocera neohumeralis, 549 nucleotides. Its product is annotated as keratin, type II cytoskeletal 2 epidermal. NCBI's taxonomy places the organism in Eukaryota, Metazoa, Arthropoda, Insecta, Diptera, Tephritidae. Bases 1 to 549 code for a protein of 182 amino acids. The record is from RefSeq and is a predicted model, not a curated record. The transcript is spliced from 2 exons.
AUGAGAUCCUUUAUCCUCAUAACGCUACUUUUGGCGCUCACCUGCGCGUUUACGCGUGCACAAUUGAGUUUUCCUGGAACGCAACAGGCAUUUGGUGGCAACAACCGUUACCCCAGAAAUCCUGCACAACAAUCAGCAUACGGCAUAACUAAUCCUAAUAGUAUUGACAGUGCUGGCAGCCGUUAUCCAACUCAAUCCGGCCUGGGUAAUGCUGGAUAUGGCGCUGUAAGUAGCAGUUUACCUGGUCAAGCGGGUAUUGGUGCAUCGCCACCAAGCGCAGCUAAUGGCAAUCCUAACAGCCGUAUAUUGGGUCUACUCGGCGGUGGCGGAGGCGGCGGCGGCGGUCUCUUUAGCAAUCUUAUUGGCGCUUUAACCGGCCGUAAUCGUCCAGGAGGUGCUGGUGGUGCUGGUGGUGCUGGUGGUUUUGGCGGUGGCGCCUAUCCAUAUCCAGUGCCGGUUCCAUAUCCCGGAUAUUCACCUUACGGUCCACCAUCGCCUUAUGGUGGUGGUUUCGGCUAUCCUGGCUUUGGUGGUGGUUAUUAUGGUUAA